CCAUUGCCGAGCCGAGCUCUCCCCACCUCCCCAUGGGCCUCUGCCGAAGAAGGUCGUUGUCUUCGGCGCCGGGUGGGCCGGUUUCGCCUCCGCUCACCACCUCAUCAAACAGGGUUUCGAUGUUACGCUUCUUGAAGCAGGGAUUGGGCCCGCCGAGGAGAUCGGUGUCAGAGGUUUUUGGUAUCCGUAUCGUAAUAUAUUCUCUGUUGUUGAUGAGCUUGGUGUUGAACCGUUCACUAAGUGGACUAAAGCGGCAUUUUACUCCCCAGAAGGCAUUGAGGUUGAGCUUCCUAUAUUUCAGGAUUUGCCUCGAUUACCGGCUCCUCUUGGUGCUCUUAUAUAUCCCCAAUUUCCUCGCCUUCCUUUGGUGGAUCGAUUGACUCCAAUUCCUCUUAUGGCUGCAGUCAUUGACUUUGACAACACUGACAUGGCUUGGAGGAAAUAUGAUGCAAUGACUUCAAGGGAACUAUUUAAACAAUUUGGUUGCUCUCGGCGGCUUUAUCAAGAAGUUUUUGGACCAGUAGUUCAGGUUGGCUUGUUUGCUCCAGGAGAGCAGUGUAGUGCAGCUGCAACCUUGGGGAUGCUGUAUUAUUACGUUCUCUCACAUCAGCAAAAUUUUGAUGUCGUAUGGUGUCGUGGGACAGUUGAAGAAAAGAUUUUGUCUCCGUGGCUCAAAUCACUGGAAUUAAAAGGCUUAAAGUUCCAUGGAAACAGAAAACCAACAGACUUUAUCAUAAACGAAGAGAGUGGAUGCAUUUCAGGGGUUGCAUGUGGGCAGGAGAUUCACAAGGCUGAUGCAUUUAUUUUAGCUGUUGGAGUCUCAGCUCUUCAGUCCAUAAUUACCAGCAGUCCUUUGCUACAGACACGGCAGGAAUUUAUGAAUGUUCUUAAAUUGGAUACCAUUGAUGUGGUCUCUGUUAAACUAUGGCUUGAUAGAAAGGUUAAAAUUCCGAAUGCAGCCAAUGUCUGCUAUGGCUUCGACGAUUCUGCUGGAUGGACUUUCUUUGAUCUCUCUUCAAUUUAUGAUGAUUAUGACAAUGAAGCAGCAACAGUUUUAGAGACCGAGAUUUACAAUGCCAGUCAAUUAUUGCCGCUAAAAGAUGAACAGAUUGUUGCAAAUGUUAUGCCAUAUCUAAGGAAAUGCAUACCAGAAUUCCAAGAGGCCGUUAUAGUGCAGCAAAUGGUUGUAAGAUGCCCCAUGUCUGCAACUCAUUUUUCUCCAGGUUCUUAUAGGUACAUGAUGCGAGGCUCGACUUCCUUCCCAAACUUGUUUAUGGCUGGUGAUUGGAUUGUUAAUCGACAUGGGUCCUGGUCCAAGGAAAAAGCCUAUGUGACUGGACUAGAAGCUGCUAAUAGGGUAGUGGAUUUUCUCGGUGAGGGUAACUUUGCCAAAAUAAUAGCAGUUGAGGAAGAUGAGCCUCAUAUUGAAGCACUACGAAAUUUCAACAGAAGAGCUAACGAGAUAAGAUCUCAGCUUCCACUGGCAAGACCUGCAAGAAAUGGAGUUUUAAUUAGGGUAUUUUUCAAGACAAGGUUUCUUCCGUAUAAAAUCAGGGAAGACUACACCAACCUGUUUGGCCCAGCUCUGAAGUACAAACAGUGUCCGAGUUCUUUAUUAGUUGAUUCUCUCUGUGGCAGAAUUGGAAGAAACAAAGAUCGAGAGAUGAUUCGACGACCUCGAUCGAGAAGACCGCGCCGGAAAUAGCCCCAAUCCCGGCCCCUCGGAACAUCCCGCUUUCGGUCGCUAAGCCGAUCAAAGCACCGGUGACGGCGCCGACAAAUGAGCCCACUGAACCCAAAUGAGAUAGCACAGAAACAAGCAUCAGCAUAUCAUUUAAUCAAAAUGGUACCCAGUGAUUCAGGAUCAAACAAGGAAAUUAUGCAUCAGAUGAUUACAGAAGCAGAGGUAUGUUAAAAAUCAAACAUUUGAUGCAAACAAAUAAAAAAAUAAAAGGCACUAAACUCAUCAAA
Molecule: messenger RNA, 1971 nt
Organism: Ananas comosus (pineapple)
Lineage: Eukaryota; Viridiplantae; Streptophyta; Magnoliopsida; Poales; Bromeliaceae
Product: 15-cis-phytoene desaturase-like
Molecular function (GO): oxidoreductase activity
Source: RefSeq, a predicted model, not a curated record